Amoebophrya sp. A25 is the source of this 2758-nucleotide messenger RNA. The record is from the annotation of a GenBank genome assembly. NCBI's taxonomy places the organism in Eukaryota, Dinophyceae, Syndiniales, Amoebophryaceae.
AUGUCGGGUGUCGUUGUGAAACCAAACAUGCGCAACGAGCUGGUGAACGAUCCGAACUGUGCAGCUUUUCCUUGGUUAUGCUUGAUCCUUGAUUAAAACCGUACAGCAUAUUUGUUUAUGUAGGUAGUUCAAUGAAAUAUAUUCUCGGCGCGAAAAAAUGGAUGUAGAGUUGCUAGAUUCCAAAUUCAGCAGACUACAAGAACCAUGUCUGCUAGGGAAUCCAGUACACCCACACCUAACCUAGCCUAAACAAGCCAUGAUAGCUGAACCAAUUGAGACAUCAUCACCAUCAUGGAGUGAGGCCGGUGGAAUUUUUCUAAUGUGAUUGGCUUCGGAGAUCGGAAUGAAAAGCCAGGAGGAGCUGCUGAUGCACUUUGGUGAAGGCGCCAAUAUCGAGGCAAAGACGGCACUCAAUAUCGAGGCACUUACUACUAAACGACCGAGUUUGCUGAAUUUUGAACGUUGAUUGAAUUUUGAAUUUUGUUGAUUGAUAUACAUACAAAUACAGCAUCAGUAUGCCUGUGGCGCUUGAGGUCGUGAGUUUUAAAUUCGUCCUUUGUUCAUCCUUGCCGUUCUCGAUAUUCUUCCCCAUGCAUGGGUUAGCACGCUCGUGCAAUCUUCGCUGACUGGGGUGUUUCAUCGCUUGCAUUGCUCAGUCCUCUUUAACACUUGAGGUGCUGAGAGACCCUAAGCAAGCACGUGGGGUUUUUUUUUUAAGUCUCACUCUCUCUUGCGCCUCUGCGCAAUCAACAGGUCGGAUACUUCUCAAAAUCAUCGAGGAGCCUCAUCUUCAGGUCUCUUCUCGCGGACGGUCGGGAGGGUUCCGCGACCGAAUUUCAAAGACGCAACUGCUCGAUCUUGGAAAGAAUAUCAACGGAAAACUGUAUAUGGAUGAGCAUACCGUUCGUGCCCGUGCCGGUCUGUUGAAUAUCACGAGCUGGCUGGCAAUCAUCAACAUCUUGCUGUGGAAAGUUAUGGUGCUCCUGUUCAGAGUUUUUCGCCUGCUUUGUCAGUUAAAUAUUUCGUAUUUAUCCUUUUUCUCUCCCUGAGUAGUCCAUUGUCGUUCCGAACCUCUACGACGCCUAUUUGGCAGUUUGCGCAGAUUUCUUGUGCGAGGUUUAUUGCAUUGUAUUGCAUUCUAUUUUGCAUUUCAGUAUUUCUAAAGUAAUCUUUUGUAUCUUUUUUUGUGGUUUUCCAAUUUCAAAUGAGCGGGAUUCCUUUGUUGAAGUCAGAUCGAUUAACUGCGAAGAACUUGCUCGAGCUCGAAAAAAAGUAAUCAAAGAAGUCAGUGCACAAACACUGAUCUUCUAUAUGUAGUAGCUAGAAGUAGAUAAUGAACCCAAAUUAUAAUGAUGGCCGAACUGUUAGUAACCAGAAGGCGGUGGCAUAAGAACAGAUAAGACACCGGCGUCCACCCUGCUGUGUCCUUGAUUUCUUAUUUGCGUCUUGAAUUCCCUUAAAGUUUAAUUGAGCCCUCAACCCAAUAUAGUAGCUGUCAGUGUAGAUGGGGUUCUUUUCUUCAUAUUGAAAUCGACGCUGUUGUACGUUCUGUAUCCUGUGGUAUUCUACGAUAUGCUGGUGGCCUCUGCGUUCGGAGUAGUACCGCUGUCGCCGUACGGCUUUGUGGGCGCCUUCCUUAUGAGCGCUUCCUCAUAUGAGUGAUCUAGUUGUUUAUUUCUCCGUGAACUCACCUGUACAUCCACUUCAAGAAUAGGGUUAGUAAUGAAGCACGUAAUUAUUAUUUCUCCAUGGACGCUAAGGCUCCUAAAAGAAACUUCGGAAACAUUUGACGGCGAACCACACUCACACUAGGAGCCUGAAGUAGACGCUAGAGGCUGGAGUGAGUCUCUCUUUACUUCUGACUUGCUUCAAAGCUACUGGUCAUUUACUGUCUCGUAUGUCACGUGGGUUGUAGUUUUUUACUCCUAGAUAUAAUAGAUAUCGGGUCUGCGGUCUGACGCAAAAGUCUCUAAUUCUCUGGCCUCGACCUUUGGCCCUUCACAGCCAUUGUGGAAACCCGCGGAGCCAAAGCGCUUCGCUUGGAUCAUCGGCUUCUUUCUUAUGUCUCUCACAUUAUUAUUUAACAUCUACUUAACUUGUGACCAGCACACGGCCGAUCUACUUCUACUACUUGCCUUGGGUGAUAUUAUUUUCCUGGUGAUAGAGUUUCUAGCUUUUCUUCAAAGACCAGCCAUUGAUUUAUUCAAAUGAAUGCACUCAAGCAAACAAUUAUCAGCUUGACAAGGUUAAGCUGUAGCUCACUAUUAAUUUGCAAAGAACAAAAGGAAAAGGAGAACUUGACUACUUGUCAUCCAUCAAUAAAAAUAUUGUGAGAUGAAAAUAUAACUCUUUGCCAGGAGGAGCCAGAGGGAAGGAUUACUCACGGUGAUUGAUGAGAUAUCAAGCCACUAUCAGUCCUGAUUGUGAGGUCCUCCUAUUCGCAACUACACUGACGAAUUUAUAUACUUAUAUAUAUAAUAUAUCAGAUAUUUAACUCCGACGUUAAUCACGACGACAACUUUGAUGAUCAUUAGUGGUUCCCAUACAAUCGCCCUGAUGUCCUUUCAUAGCAGUAGUGAAUACGUGUUUCUUGGGGUGGUUCUACGAAAUUCGCCCUUUGCUGCUGAUGGCUGUGGCAAUGUGCAAUGCGGCGACCUGGGCUGAGUCGGCUUUGGGAUUCUGCGUUGGAUGUUGGAUGUGGAACACGAUCAUUGCUCCCCGAUUGGGCCAAGCUGCGUGUGAGGAAUGCAAGUUGUAA